Messenger RNA from Jaculus jaculus (lesser Egyptian jerboa), 2213 nucleotides. RefSeq names its product DEAD-box helicase 18 (gene Ddx18). NCBI's taxonomy places the organism in Eukaryota, Metazoa, Chordata, Mammalia, Rodentia, Dipodidae. Gene Ontology annotation, cellular component: nucleolus. The record is from RefSeq and is a predicted model, not a curated record. Bases 70 to 2067 code for a protein of 665 amino acids. The transcript is spliced from 14 exons. Gene Ontology annotation, biological process: maturation of LSU-rRNA from tricistronic rRNA transcript (SSU-rRNA, 5.8S rRNA, LSU-rRNA). Gene Ontology annotation, molecular function: nucleic acid binding; RNA helicase activity; ATP binding.
CCUGGCCACACACGUGCGCCCUGAUAGGAAGUAAAGACCGGGGCUGGGCUGCGGUAGGGGUCGGGCAAGAUGUCGCACCUGCAGAUGAAGCUGCUGCGCAAGAAGAUCGAGAAGCGGAACCUCAAGUUGCGGCAGCGGAACCUAAAGCUACAGGAAGCAUUGAAUGUGAACCUGUCACAAACUCAAAAUGGAGAUGUGCCUAAAGAUACAAUACAAGUUAGAAAAGUUAAAAAGUCCCUAAAUCACCCUGUGAAGGCAGACCCAUCAGAAGCACAAAACGGAGAUGUGUUGAAAGACAUAGUGGAAGAUGUAAACAUGAAAAAAUCCCCCCAGAAGUGUGCAGUAUUAACCAAUGGAGAAGCAGCCACAACACAGUCUCCUAAUUCAGAACUGAAAAAGAAAAAGAAGAAGAAGAAGAGAAAAACGGUGAAUGACGCUGGGCCUGAUGCUAAAAAGACAAAAAUUGAAGAUGCCACCAGGGUUCCUAAAGAAGCAGAAGAGAGUGUGGAGAAGCCAGACAAUGAGGAAGAUGACAGUGAGGUGCCCAGCCUGCCCCUAGGACUCACAGGGGCCUUUGAAGACACAUCAUUUGUUUCCCUGUCUAAUCUUGUCAAUGAAAACACUCUGAAGGCUAUAAAAGAAAUGGGCUUCACAAACAUGACUGAAAUUCAACAUAAAAGUAUUAGACCACUUCUGGAAGGCAGGGAUCUUCUGGCAGCAGCAAAAACAGGCAGUGGCAAAACGCUUGCUUUUCUCAUCCCUGUGAUUGAGCUCAUCGUUAAGUUAAAGUUCAUGCCCAGGAAUGGAACAGGAGUGCUUAUUCUCUCACCCACCAGAGAACUGGCCAUGCAGACCUUUGGUGUGCUUAAAGAGCUGAUGGCGCACCACGUUCACACUUACGGGCUGAUCAUGGGUGGCAGUAACAGGUCUGCUGAAGCUCAGAAGCUUGCUAACGGCAUCAACAUCAUCGUGGCCACGCCAGGCCGGCUCCUGGACCACAUGCAGAACACCCCAGGGUUUAUGUAUAAAAACCUACAGUGCUUGGUUAUUGAUGAGGCUGACCGAAUCUUGGAUGUUGGUUUUGAAGAGGAGUUAAAGCAGAUAAUUAAACUUCUGCCUACUCGUAGGCAGACCAUGCUCUUUUCUGCCACACAAACUCGAAAAGUUGAAGACUUGGCAAGGAUUUCUCUGAAAAAGGAGCCAUUGUAUGUGGGUGUUGAUGAUGAUAAAGCUAAUGCCACCGUGGAUGGUCUUGAGCAGGGGUAUGUUGUCUGUCCGUCUGAAAAGAGAUUUCUUCUGCUCUUUACAUUCCUUAAGAAGAACCGAAAGAAGAAACUGAUGGUCUUCUUUUCCUCCUGUAUGUCUGUGAAAUACCACUACGAGUUGCUGAACUACAUCGAUUUGCCCGUUCUGGCCAUUCACGGAAAGCAGAAGCAAAACAAGCGCACGACCACGUUCUUCCAGUUCUGCAAUGCAGACUCUGGGACACUGUUAUGCACAGACGUGGCGGCAAGAGGGCUGGACAUUCCCGAAGUGGACUGGAUUGUUCAAUAUGACCCUCCGGAUGACCCCAAGGAAUACAUUCACCGAGUGGGCAGGACAGCCCGGGGCCUGAACGGAAGAGGGCAUGCCUUGCUUAUUUUGCGUCCUGAAGAGUUGGGAUUCCUUCGGUACUUGAAGCAGUCCAAGGUCCCAUUGAAUGAAUUUGACUUUUCCUGGUCCAAAAUUUCUAACAUUCAGUCUCAGCUUGAAAAACUAAUUGAAAAGAACUACUUUCUUCACAAGUCAGCCCAGGAAGCAUACAAGUCCUACAUACGCGCAUACGAUUCCCAUUCUCUGAAGCAGAUCUUUGAUGUAAACAACUUGAAUUUGCCUCAGGUUGCUCUGUCCUUUGGGUUCAAGGUGCCACCUUUCGUUGAUCUGAAUGUGAGUACCAACGAAGGCAAGCAGAGGAAGAGAGGCGGCGGCGGUGGAUUCGGCUACCAAAAAGCUAAGAAAGUGGAGAAGUCCAAAAUCUUCAAACAUAUAAGCAAGAAGUCAUCAGAGAGGAGGCAGUUCACACACUGAAGACUCCACGUCCUUGCACCUUGACUAACUGCUGUAAUAUUUUUUAGACUGUCCUUACAAAGUAAUUUCCAUGGCCUUUAGAAUCAUUUUUCAAUCUUUGCUUUGAUAAUACAUUAUUUUAAUUUUAAAUACUUUCCACAAAACAA